Messenger RNA from Aphanomyces invadans, 1652 nucleotides. RefSeq names its product phosphoglycerate kinase 1, variant. Gene Ontology annotation, biological process: gluconeogenesis; glycolytic process. Gene Ontology annotation, molecular function: phosphoglycerate kinase activity; ADP binding; ATP binding. Bases 61 to 1308 code for a protein of 415 amino acids. The transcript is spliced from 3 exons. The record is from RefSeq and is a predicted model, not a curated record. Gene Ontology annotation, cellular component: cytosol. Lineage: Eukaryota; Oomycota; Saprolegniomycetes; Saprolegniales; Verrucalvaceae.
GCUUGUGGCACUCAAGGGCGCCAGCCGCUCGUCAUUUGAGAAAGCGCCCCUGUGCAGACAAUGGUGAAGUUGAGCUUGAAAGAUGUUGACGUCCAAGGCAAGCGCGUCUUGAUGCGUGUAGACUUUAACGUGCCCUUCGACAAGAAGACCGGCGAAAUCUCCAACUCCCAACGUGUGGACGCCGCCUUGCCAACGAUUCAAUUCGCGCUCGACAAUGGCGCGAAGAGUGUGGUGCUGAUGUCCCACCUCGGCCGCCCGGACGGGUCGGCCAUCGCCAAGUACUCGUUGAAGCCCGUGGCGGACUUGUUGAAGAAGAAGCUGAACCGCGAAAUCAUCUUUUUGAACGACUCAGUGGGUGCCGAAGUCGAAGCUGCCUGUCAAAACCCUGCAAACGGGUCGGUCAUUUUGUUGGAAAACUUGCGCUUCCACGUUGAAGAAGAAGGCAAGGGCAAGGACUUGGACGGUAACAAGGUCUCGGCAACCAAAGAACAAGUCGCUGCGUUCCGUGCUAGUUUGAGCAAGUUGGGUGAUGUGUACGUGAACGAUGCGUUCGGAACCGCUCACCGCGCCCACAGCUCCAUGGUCGGCUGCGACUUGCCCGUGAAGGCCGCUGGCUUCUUGAUGGACAAAGAGCUUGUGUAUUUUUCCAAAGCGUUGGAUGCCCCUGAACGUCCUUUCUUGUCGAUUUUGGGCGGUGCCAAGGUGGCUGACAAGAUCCAAUUGAUCAUGAACAUGCUUGACAAGGUUGACGAAAUGAUUGUGGGCGGCGGCAUGGCGUUCACGUUCAAGAAGGUGAUCGACAGCAUGGAUAUCGGUUCGUCUCUGUUCGAUGAAGAUGGAGCGAAGAUCGUCGAAGACAUCGUGGCCAAGGCCAAAGAGCGUGGUGUGAAGCUCCACUUACCUGUGGACUUUGUGAUUGCCAACAAGUUCGCUGCCGAUGCUGAAACUCGCGUCGUCGACGACUCGGAAGGCAUCCCUGAAGGCUGGUUGGGCUUGGACGUGGGUCCCAAGACCAAUGAAAUCUUUGCUGCUGCCGUUGGUCGUGCCAAGACGGUCGUGUGGAACGGUCCCAUGGGUGUGUUCGAGUUCGACGCCUUUGCCCAAGGCACGAAGAACGUUAUGGACGCCGUCGUGGAAGCGACCAAGGCGGGUGCGACCACGAUUAUUGGCGGCGGCGACACAGCCACGUGCUGUGUCAAGUACGACACUGAAGACAAGGUGAGCCACGUGAGCACGGGCGGCGGAGCAAGCUUGGAAUUGCUCGAAGGCAAGAUUUUGCCUGGCGUGGCGGCGUUGACCGACGUGUAAAGUUGCAUAUCUGUGUGUCGUCAUGCCUCGCAGGCGCGUCGUAUUCUUAAUACAUUUAUAUCCGCCUCGGCGUUGUUGUGGCACGUGCCAUGCACACGUCAGAGUCGCUGACGUUGUCAUGUUGAUGCAGAACCAAGCCGACACCGAUUUCCCCCACGAAGACUACCCCUGCUGCUCCCCAGAAGACUCCUGCCGCCUCUGUUCCGGUGAAGCCUACCGCCGCUGCCAAGGAUUGGACCCCCGUGUACAUUGCCGCUGCGGUUGCAGUGUCGGUUCUAGCUGUUGCUGUUGGCAUGUUCCGUAAGAAGUAAUCAAGCACCCAUAGAGACAUUUUUGCGCUUACC